CUACCUGGGUUUAAUCCUUCAGGACUUGACCUUUGUCCACCUGGGGAACCCUGACAUGGUGAUGACAUCAGAGGGUUCAAAGGUCAACUUCUCCAAACGCUGGCAGCAGUUCAACAUCCUGGACACUCUAAGGAGCUACCAGCAAGUGCCGUACUCUCUGCAGCCUAAUGAUGACAUCAUUUCCUUCUUUAACGACUUCAACGAUCACCUGGCGGAGGAGGCAUUGUGGGAACUCUCUCUCAGGCUCCGCCCACGGAACACCCCACGAGCCAAUCAGAGAUGACGACCCAAAGCAGGCUAAACUGAGUUAACCUGCGCUAAGGUGCUAACCUGGAACCUCACAGGGCUAGCCUGAGCUAGCUUCAUGAUAACAUGUUGAUACUGGACACACCUGGUGCUCACCUGAACAGGUGCUGCUGGAGCCCCGCGCACGUCUGAUUCUAAUGUGUCACAUAUCAAGCUAGUCCUGGCUGACAGCUUGCCAAUAGGUGCAACAGCCAGAAUUUACAAAGGUUAGCCAGGUGUUUCUGUUAGCAGAAGUUUGCCAGGUGUUAGCAGAUGUUAGCCAGGUGUUAUUGUUAGCAGAAGGUAACCAAGUGUUAGUAGCAGUUAGCCAGGUGUUAGCAGCAGUUAGUCAGGUGUUAGGAGAAAUUAGCCAGUUAGCAGCAGUUGGCCUGGAGUGAGCCGGGGUUAGCCAAGUGUUAGCAGAAGUUAGCCAGGUGUUAGCAGUGGUUAGCCAGGUGUUAGCAGCAGUGAGCAUAGAGCCAGUCGGGGUUAGCUAGGUGUUAACAGCAGUUAGCCAGGUGUUA
This is a messenger RNA of Plectropomus leopardus (leopard coralgrouper), 809 nucleotides long. The record is from RefSeq and is a predicted model, not a curated record. Lineage: Eukaryota; Metazoa; Chordata; Actinopteri; Perciformes; Serranidae.